AUGUCUAACAACCAGAAUCCGGGAAAUUUUGCCAACCGACCGAAGGAGGAGGUUCAGGAAAUUGGUUCCAAAGGUGGUCAAGCCAGUCACAACAGUGGCUUCGCCAACAUGGAUCCAGACAAGCAGCGCGAAAUUGCAUCCAAGGGCGGCCAAACUUCAAGCGGUUCCUUUGAGCCAGGUAGCGAGCGGGCCCGGGAGGCUGGUCGGAAGGGCGGCUCUAAGUAA
Molecule: messenger RNA, 225 nt
Organism: Trichoderma asperellum CBS 433.97
Lineage: Eukaryota; Fungi; Ascomycota; Sordariomycetes; Hypocreales; Hypocreaceae
Source: RefSeq, a predicted model, not a curated record